Molecule: messenger RNA, 354 nt
Organism: Nothobranchius furzeri (turquoise killifish)
Lineage: Eukaryota; Metazoa; Chordata; Actinopteri; Cyprinodontiformes; Nothobranchiidae
Product: cystatin 10-like
Cellular component (GO): vesicle; cytoplasm
Molecular function (GO): cysteine-type endopeptidase inhibitor activity
Source: RefSeq, a predicted model, not a curated record
AUGCCAGGUGGCUUAUCGGACAUAGAUCCCAACUCUCCAGAAUUCCAAGAGGCUAUGAAUUUUGCUGUUGCUGAAUACAACAGACACACCAACGACUUUUACUACCGCAAAGUGAUAAGAGUGUUAAGUGCGCAGAGUCAGCUGCAUCACAUAACCGAUGUGGUUGCAGGUGAAAAUAUAUACAUGACUUUGAUACUAGCGAGAACUCCAUGCAGGAAGACCGAUCCAUCUAGUAAACACUGUCCCAUCCACAUUCACCCACACCAUGCUAAGCUUUACCAGUGCAACUUUGUGGUGUUCAUAGCUCUGGGGAUGGGUGAAAUGACGCUGACCACAGAGGACUGCAGCAAAUGA